Carassius auratus (goldfish) is the source of this 4048-nucleotide messenger RNA. RefSeq names its product chloride channel protein 2-like. Lineage: Eukaryota; Metazoa; Chordata; Actinopteri; Cypriniformes; Cyprinidae. Gene Ontology annotation, cellular component: plasma membrane. The record is from RefSeq and is a predicted model, not a curated record. Bases 189 to 2921 code for a protein of 910 amino acids. Gene Ontology annotation, biological process: chloride transport; transmembrane transport. The transcript has 25 exons. Gene Ontology annotation, molecular function: voltage-gated chloride channel activity.
AACUUCUUUUCCUUCUCAGAUCAGAGCCGCAGAAGUCAGUCACGCAGCGUGACGUUACGCAAGGGCCACGCGUUCACUCUCGUGUCUGUGUGGUGGAGAGGGUUCUGCUGUGUCGUGAGCUCUCCUCCGCGCGUGUGAGAGUGUUUUGUGAGUGUGUGUGUGAGUGUGUGUGUGUGUGAGCUGCAGUCAUGGCUGUGGACGGAACGGAGCAGCGCGCGCUGCAGUAUGAGCAGACUUUGAUGUAUGGGCGUUACACUCAGGAACUGGGUGUUUACGCUCGAGAACAAGCCGCUCGGAUUCGAGAGGAUGGUCGUCACCGCAGUCCUCCGGUCAAACUGCUGGAGUACGAGAAGGGACGAUGUGUCCGGUGUCGAAGGUUUCCAUAUGCCCUGGAAUCAUCACCACCGGACUUUUUCUCUGUCUGUGCAGUGCACUGUCAGCGGUUUCUCAUGUCACGGGUCGGCGAGGACUGGAUCUUCCUCAUCUUGCUGGGACUCGUCAUGGCUCUGGUCAGUUUUGUUAUGGAUUUCUGCAUCGCCCUUCUCCUACAAGCACAGAAGUGGAUGUCCGGUGGUCUGGACAGUAACGUAAUCCUGCAGUAUUUAGCUUGGGUCACUUAUCCUGUGGUUCUCAUCAGCUUCUCUGCAGGCUUCACACACAUCGUAGCACCUCAAGCCGCGGGGUCUGGUAUCCCUGAAAUGAAGACGAUUCUCAGAGGAGUGGUGCUGAAGGAAUAUCUGACGUUAAAAACGUUUGUGGCCAAGGUUGUGGGACUGACCUGUGCGCUGGGGAGCGGUUUGCCUCUGGGCAAGGAGGGUCCGUUUGUGCACAUUGCCAGUUUGUGUGCGGCUCUUCUCUGCAAAUUCAUGUCUUUCUUUGGUGGAAUUUAUGAGAAUGAGUCCAGAAACACGGAGAUGCUUGCGGCGGCCUGCGCUGUCGGGGUUGGAUGCUGCUUCGCUGCUCCUAUUGGAGGUGUGUUGUUCAGCAUUGAAGUCACCUCCACGUUCUUCGCCGUACGAAACUACUGGCGUGGAUUCUUUGCUGCUACGUUUAGUGCCUUUAUCUUCAGAGUUCUGGCCGUGUGGAACAGAGAUGAAGAGACGAUCACGGCUCUCUUUAAAACACGCUUCAGACUGGACUUCCCCUUUGACCUCCAAGAGCUUCCAGCGUUUGCUGUGAUCGGAAUCGCCAGCGGGUUUGGUGGAGCCUUAUUUGUGUAUUUGAACCGGCUGAUUGUGCAGUUUAUGCGAAAACAGAAAACUAUUAACAAGUUCCUCAUGAAGAAGCGUCUGUUGUAUCCUGCACUCGUCACUUUACUGAUCUCUACACUCUCCUUCCCUCCGGGCUUUGGGCAGUUCAUGGCUGGACAGCUUACACAGAAGGAGACCCUGGUUUCAUUUUUUGACAAUCGCACUUGGACGAAGCAAGGAAUGACAGAAGACUUUAAUUAUGACAGUCACUCGGCCGCCUGGAAACAUCCGCAGGCUAACGUCUUCGUGAUCCUCGUCAUCUUCAUCGUAAUGAAGUUCUGGAUGUCUGCUUUAGCCACAACUCUUCCCGUACCAUGUGGAGCCUUUAUGCCUGUUUUCGUCAUUGGUGCUGCGUUUGGCCGUUUGGUGGGUGAGAGUAUGGCCGCAUGGUUUCCAGAGGGCAUUAAUACGGACGGCAUCAUCUAUCCCAUAGUUCCCGGAGGAUACGCUGUUGUGGGAGCUGCGGCGUUAUCCGGAGCAGUCACACACACGGUUUCCACAGCUGUGAUCGUGUUUGAGUUGACGGGUCAGAUCAGUCACAUUCUGCCCAUCAUGAUUGCUGUGAUUCUCGCCAACGCCGUCGCUCAGAGCCUUCAGCCGUCCAUCUACGACUCCAUAAUCCGCAUUAAGAAACUGCCUUACCUGCCCGAGCUCGGCUGGGGCCACCAUGAGAAGUAUAAUAUCCGUGUGGAGGACAUCAUGGUCAGAGAUGUUCGUUACAUCACACUGAACUCCACCUACAGAGAGCUUCAUGAGAUCCUCCUGAUAGGAAACCUCAAAACAGUGGCACUGGUGGAGUCUGCAGAGUCGAUGAUCCUGCUGGGCUCUAUUGAGCGCGCUCAGUUACAGGCGCUCCUCGCGCAGCAUCUGAGUCGCGAGCGCCGGCUGGAGUUCAUACGCGAUCGCGCCAACGCCGAGAGAAAACGCGUGUCUGUGAUCAGCACUCCCAGCAGCGAGGAGGGGGGUCAAAAGGUCAACCACGAGGUUCGCUUCCAGAUCUCCACAGAAGAGUCUUCGUUCACACCGACCCGUCCCAUUUCACCUAAACCUCUCAAACCUGCGCUGAAGAGGACAUCUACCGCAGAGAAAAACAUCGAGAUCCCCACAAGUCCUCAUGAUUCUGGCAUUGGCUUAAAGAAUCUGUUAUGUGCUCGACCUCAGACUGAUGCAAUGGAGAAUAAUAACGUGGAGCACACAGUGGCUCCUGACCUCAGGCCCAAACGCGUCAGGAUUUCGGUCUUGGAGGAUCCAGACGCAGAGGAUGACAUGACUCUUGGCGAGAUUGAGGAGUGGGAGGAGCAACAGCUUGACGAGCAGGUGAACUUCAACAGCUGCAAGAUUGACCCCGCCCCCUUCCAGCUGGUGGAGCGCACUUCACUGCACAAGACUCACACCAUCUUCUCUCUGCUGGGUUUGGAUCACGCUUACGUCACCAGCAUUGGGAGACUCAUAGGAGUAGUUUCACUGAGAGAGCUGCGUAAAGCCAUCGAGGGCUCGAUGACGGUGAAAGGCGUGAAGGUUCGUCCGCCGCUGGCCAGUUUCAGAGACAGUGGCACCAGCAGCGAAAGCGAAGCCACUGAGCUUCACAAACUGUGGGAUCGUCACACCAGCAUCAGCAUUCCCCGAGAACACCAGCCCAACGCCUCCGACUCAGACGACAAGUCACAUUGACCGCAGCCGACGCUCGCAUCCAAAAACCCUCGGGUCUUCCCCUUCUGGAGAAUCAGGGACUGUCUGGACUCUGUCGAGGCUCCUCCAGUGUGUGUGUGUGUGUGUGCGUGUGUGUGUUUAUAUGUGUGUGUGUUGCAGACCAGAGACAGAUCAUUUCAUUUUUGACGUUACCUAUCAUUCCCUUUUUCACUAUUUAAGAAAUGUGAUGCACAAGAUCUGUGUUGCAACUUCAUCUGUUGACUCAUGUUUUUUAUGUUGGGCAAUUUAUAUCUCCGUUUUUUUUUCUCUUGCAGUCGCACUUAUGACUUUUCCUGCAGUUAGGUCUUUUCUUCUUGCAAUGGACUUUUUUUCUCGCAACUUUGACUUCUCGCAAGUGACUUUUUUUUUCUUGCUUUUCUAAAAUUAUCAUUACUUUUUGAGUUUUCCUCUUGCGUUGCCUUUCUGAUUUAUUGCCUCUAAAUAAUGCAUUUUCUCUAUUUUUCUAGCUCUUUUAACUUUUCUCGCUAGUCUUUAUCUCAUAAUCAUGUUUUUUUUUCUCGCAAUUUACUUUUCUCUUAGUUACAACUAUUCUCGCUAUUAGAACUUUUUCUUACAAUUAUGACUUCUUGCAAUUAGGAUUUUCUCACAGUAGAUUUUUCUCGCAAUUGACUUUUGUGUUUUCACAUGCAUGACUUUUUUUCUCCCAAUUGUGACUUUUUAUCAAGUAUACAUUUUCUUCGCGCAAUCAUGACUUUUCUCAAAAAAAAAAUUCCCAGCAAUUUUGACUUCUGUUAUGAUUUUUUUCACAAUUAUGACUUUUUCGCAAUUAUGACACUUCAUCUCGCAACUGUUUUUUAUUUUCACAGUCAUGACUAUUAACGCAAGUAAGGUCGCAAAGGGGUGGAAAAUUUCCGUUAAAUUUCUGAAAAAUUUCCAAAAAUCCCUGAAAGAUUCCAACAAAUCCUGUAAAGUUUCUAAAAUGUCUGCAAUGUUUCCUAAAUUUACUGGAAAUUGUUCACCUUUUUGCAAGCUUAUACUUAAAGGUGCUGUAGGGAACUUUAAAAAAAUAUAUAUUUUUUACAUAUUUGUUAAACCUGUCAUUAUGUCCUGACAGUAGAAUAUGAGACAGAUAAUCUUUGAAAAAAUCA